AGUGCAGCAGACGAGCAAUCUCCAACAGCGCUUUCUAUCGCAGCAACGCCCCAUGCGACAGCGACCCCCAUGCGACACCCCCCGAGCAAUAGCCUCGUCAGAGUGCAUCUUGUCCUGUCCUGUCCUGUCCAGUCCUGUCCUGUCCUGUCCUGUCCUGUCCAGUCCUGUCCUGUCCUGUCCUGUCCUGUCCUGUCCUGUCCUGUCCUGUCCUGCAACCGCAAAUCGCCGCCCACUCAAUCAAGCCCCAUUCGAAACAACGCCGCACAAUAGCGCGUCUGUGCGCAGCCACCCACACGGCCACCGCGCGCGUGUCCGCCGCCUUCUGGGCUCGCCGGCCUUUUAUACCCUUCGUUUCGCCGCCUGUUCCUCUGUCUCCAUCUCUGCCUCCAUCUCUGCCUGCUAUCCACUCGCCGCUGCAUCCACCAUCAUGGCCGAGAAGGGAAACCAGUACCCCGCCUAUUCCGCUCCCCAGUAUGCCCCUCCUCCCGGAGCUCCCCAGUACGCCCCCCCUCCCGGAGCUCCCCAGCAGUAUGCUGCUCCUCCCGGCGGCCCCCAGUACGCCCCUCCCACCACCAGCGCUCCUUACUAUCCUCCCCAGGGCGCUCCUCAGUACGCUCCUCCUCCCGGUGCUCCCCAGCAGUACGCCCGUAAGUUCGUCGUUCCCUGCACCGCAUUGGUUCCCAGUCGUUCUGUUGCCCACGCUGGCCGCUGUUGACCCCAUAUCACUUCUGUCCCGCUUGAAAAAUGGCUGGUGUCGACUCGCUCUUGCCGUUUAUCUUGGAUCAAAUCGACACGACCUUGGCAUUUCGUCUGUGGCUU
Messenger RNA from Polychytrium aggregatum, 819 nucleotides. RefSeq lists its product as uncharacterized. The transcript is spliced from 2 exons. The coding region runs from base 53 to 715 and encodes 220 amino acids. Lineage: Eukaryota; Fungi; Chytridiomycota; Chytridiomycetes; Polychytriales. The record is from RefSeq and is a predicted model, not a curated record.